ACGAACUGUGUCCGUGUCACUGUGACUUGUGAAUGUGCAAUUCUGCAUCAAAAGUAAAGUGAUUAAUUGCGAUGCACUGCUAUAUGCCUAUAUUCACACACCAACCGCCAUGAAGAAUUCUCACACUCUUCUCUCCCACCUCCUUCCCUUUCUAUGCACUCUGUCUCUCCGCUACUCUGCACAAGCACUUCCAGACUUCGCUGCCUAUCCUUCCAUCCCCGGAACCGAUUCCGGCGACUGCUUGAUAGGCAGCGGAGACACUCCCCUCGUCCCUCCACGGCGGGAAGUGUACGACGAGGGGAGAAUCUUUGACAUCAGCCACAGGUACACCACGGAGAUGCCGCUAUGGGAAUCUGAGGAGGAGCUUGGGUACUUGAUGUGGUUGACUCGGAGUAUGAGGAACGGUUCCGUCGCCAAUUUCUCUACCUUUAAGCUUGGCCUUUACAUCGGCACCCAUGUCCAUGCAGGCUUCGACGUCGAUCUCCUCGAUUUACAGCUCCUCAAUGGUCUUGCUCUGCUGAUUGAUGUUCCACGGGAUAAAAACAUUUCUGCUGAGGUUAUGAAAUCACUGGAUAUCCCUAAAGGUGUACAACGUGUGCUAUUUAGAACAUCAAAUACUGACAGGAGGCUUAUGUUUAAGAAGGGAUUUGAUGCAAGCUAUGUGGGAUUCAAGGAAGAUGGAGCCAAAUGGCUGGUGGAAAACACUGACAUCAAACUUGUAGGAGUUGAUUACUUAUCUGCUGCUGCUUAUGAUCAUUUGGUGCCAUCUCGUCUUGCUUUUCUGGAAAGCAGGGACAUGAUUAUUGUGGAAGGACUAAAGCUAGAUGAUGUGGCAGCAGGAGUAUAUUCACUGAGAUGCUUGCCUCUUAGGUUGGUUGGCUCUGAGGCAUCACCAAUACGUUGCAUUCUCAUGAAAUGAUCUCGCUCCAUCUCAGCUUCCAAAUAUCUGCAAUAAAAUAUUGGCCAUGUAAAAUGAACAAUUUUACAUUUUUACUAUAAGUAAAUGCUUGAGGGUUUCAGUCUUA
This is a messenger RNA of Arachis stenosperma, 1025 nucleotides long. Its product is annotated as cyclase-like protein 2. Bases 110 to 919 code for a protein of 269 amino acids. The record is from RefSeq and is a predicted model, not a curated record. Gene Ontology annotation, molecular function: arylformamidase activity. The transcript is spliced from 6 exons. Lineage: Eukaryota; Viridiplantae; Streptophyta; Magnoliopsida; Fabales; Fabaceae.